This is a messenger RNA of Vitrella brassicaformis, 5115 nucleotides long. The record is from the annotation of a GenBank genome assembly. Lineage: Eukaryota; Vitrellaceae.
UUGAGUACACACAAAUCGCAUCGCAUCGCAUCGCACCCACUGACCAACAAUCUAAUCUAUAUGUGGGUGUGUCUCGUCUCGCAUACACUACAUCGCCGGCCGGCCACAGAUAAACGCCCAUCCUCCAUCUAUCCAUCCAUCCAGCCCUCCAUCCGCCCGCGGCACACAUAUGAACAAGUCAGUGACCCUCCAUCCAUCCAACCAGCCAGCCAACAAACCGACACACCAACACAACCUCUUUCAUCUGAGCGGCCUCGCGGGAUGCAGCGGCCGCGUCCUCCUGAACUGUCUUAUAUCAUCAUGCGUCCGCAGAACCACCCCCCCAUCACCCGCAGCAGCCGCCUCGCCCGCCUUCUUGUCACCGGCCUGUUGUGCAUGUGCCUCUGCUGUCUUGUCGUGGCUCUCUCGGUGUGGGAUCGACCAGAAGUGGGACGCCAGCAGCCGACGGGAGGGGGCGGUCUUGGCUAUGUGCUCGUCAAACAGCGCCAGCAGCCGCUUCUGAGGGAGGCAGGACAUAGAAGGGGGAAAAACAGAUGGAUGUGUGUGUGUGUGUGGAGGGGGAAGGGCGCGUAUGCGGUCCGGUCCGAACAUACCUUGCUGAUUUUGGUGUUGUCUUGGAGCACUGCCGCCUCCCUCUCCUUGCGAUCGAACACAAACUGGCGCAGGGAGAUCUCACGCCACAUACGGGAGCUCUCCUCAGCCAACCUGUACACAGCCACAGACGACACACACAUACACAUGACCACGGUCAUGCCCAACGGGCCUCUGUGUGUGUGCGUGUGUGUGUGUUACCGUUUGUCUCGCUGUGUCUUCUUGGCCAGCAGGCCGUUGACGCUGUUGAGGAACUCCUGGUCGCUCAUGUCGACCACCUCCUGCCGCAGUUUGACCAGCCAGCCCUCGAUGUGCUGCUCCAGGGCCAGGGGGUCGGCCACGGUGGACUGCACACGCACGGAGAAACCUCUCGUGCCGUACAGCGACCGGACCAUCGUGUCCACAAUGUAUCCGAGCUGGAGUUCGGUGCGCAGGCGAUUGAAGGCCGACCUGCGUCGCAUCAGACAAGGGAGAUGGAUGAGCGGACAGAGGAUAUGGAUGGUGCACGGCAGGGCAGGGGGGGCGUGAGGAGUGUGUGUGUAUAUAUGGUACGGUACCGGUAUGCGAUCUGGUCAAGCAAGUCCAGCAAGAGGUCCCUCUCGAAGCUCAGAUCCUCCAAACCAACCUGCACACACACACACACGCAUGCAGACUAGACUCACACCCAUCCCUCCCUUCCUCCAUCCCUCCGUCCCUCCCUUGACCUUCAUUCCAUCUAUGUAUGGUCCACUCCACUGACCUGGAAGUGCACCUCGACGGCCGAGUUGGGCUGGUUGGCGUCGACACUUGUCUUCUCGACGACCACUCCCCUGCCGCCCGGUGUGCCGCUCGCCAACGGCAGCUCCACGCACCGGUUGACGGGCUCCUCGCCCUCGAGCAGCGGGUCGAUCCGCAGGACAUCAGCGGCCUGCCUGGCGGUGUCCUCUGCCUCUUCGCGGUGGAAGUUGCCCGAGACGAAACAGGUGAUGUCGCCCCUCGCCAGGGACUCCUGCACGUUGCGGGCCAUCUCCUCGGGGUUGCACUGGCGCGGAUUGGACAGGAAAGAGAUGUGCUGGUCCCACGAGUAGCCUCGGGGAUUCAACACCUCGUUGACAGACCGGCUGCAACCAACCACAUACUAACAGGUGUGUCAAUGGGACGGGACGGUGGGGUGGCCUGACAUACCUACCUUGCGAGAUGGUACGACUCGGCGAAUCUGCUGUUUUCGUAUCUCCUCUUCUCCUUCUGUCUCACGGUCUCAAAUCUCUCGAGCAGCUUCUGCUUCCUCGCUUGACCCUUGGUCAACCCCUCCUAGAACAAACAAACACAUUCAUGCAUAUCAUAUACAUACAUCACACACGCGGGUGAGGUGAUACCGACCGUCUGUGUACUUUGCACACAUCCCGUUCCUCCCCGUCUCGUCUCACCUGUAUGUCGUCAUCGUCUUCCCACCGGUCGUCAUCCUCUUCUUCCCUACUCGACUCGGGCGGCGGCAAAUGGACGUUCUUGUACUCGGUCAGCAGGCUCUGCAUGGCCUGCAGCACCCGGGUCAUGAGCAAAGGCAGCUUCUCGCUGAAGCCCCCCACGCUGAUGGUGAUGUCGCCGCGGCUGUAGAAGUCCAUCUGGCACCCCAUUCCCGCCUGAGAGGCGUCGUACAGCAGCGGGUUGAGCUCCUCCCCCAACAGCUGCAUGAAGAUGUCGUUGAGCAGGUACGAUGCGGGGUUCUGCUGACUGGAUGGGACCGUCAGCUGCAGAUAAAGAUGGCCCUUCGGCACCCGGAACUUGCGAUCCAUCUUGUGUAGGAUCUCGACGGUCCUCUCGCCGCUCUCGCCAGGGGUGGACACCCGGAAUCGCUGCGGGAAGUCGUCCUCACCACCACCACCACCACCACGAUCCUCAUCCAGCCGCCUCGCUGACACCUGCACCAUCGCCUCGCCUGGCCCCCCAUCAGUCGCCGCCCGCUCGGCGUCGGCCGGGGGACUCUCCUGGUCGCAUCUCAGGGAGAAAUCGACGGGAACAAGGUCGUUUGGCGGCGGGAGGGUGAGUUUGGAGUGGAUGGAUGAGGGAUGGGCCCAGUCCCGGAGUUUCUUGGGGUCGAUGUUGACCUCCCGGUGCAGCGUGCCGUACCACUUCUCUUUUUUCCACCCGUCGGGCCGCUGACAGACAGGGAGGGAUGAAGAGAAAGACAUUCAUCGGAUGGAUGGAUGGAUAGAUGGGCGGUUGUGUGUGCGCGUACCUCCUGAGCGUGUUUCUCGAAUUCCUUUGAGAUGAUGGUGAAGAUGCAGUUGCGUGGGAUGAGGUAGUGGUCAAGCAGCUCGUGGAUGUCCUCCGGUGCCCACUUGGUCAGCAGCGCUGGCCCACUCAACACACGGGGCGGCUCGAAGUCAAAGAGGUUCCGCGACACCAGCGUCGCAAAGGACUGCACAGAGAGAUACAACAGAGGCAAUGUGCAUCUCGCCUGCCCUUGCGCGUGUGUGUGGCGUGCUCACCGCUGGGUCGAUCUUCUCUGAGAAUCGGAAUUUCAUGGACCUGAGUUUGGCGAUCUGGUCGAAGAGCGCCUGCGAGGGCGGGGCGUUGCUGAUGAGGGCCAGGUACUGGAAGGUCAGCGAUGUGAUCUCCUCCAGGUGCUGCAGACCCUCGUGGGUCAGGUCGAUGCUUAUCCUGCACACACAAUGGAUGGCGAUGUCCUAGUGUGCUGUGCUAUGUGGUGUGGUGUGGUGUGUCAAUGGCAUGGCUCACCUGAAGAUGUUGAAGUCAGUGGCCUCAAAGUAUGGGGCGGCGUUGAGCUCCUCUGCCCAGCCCUUCUCCACCAGCAGCUUUCGCAGACUGCCGGCGCCCUGCACAGACAGACAGACAGACAGACAGCACCGCCAUGCAGACAGACACGCUGCCGCCAUGGCCCCCCGUCUGGCUGCCUUCGUACCUCGUAUCCGAGAAUGUAUGACAGAUACAUAUCCGGCUUGGUCUCCCUGACAACGAGACAACACACAUCAAAACACGGCCACAACACAAGGGUGAGUGAGUUGGUGUGGAUGGUAACCCUCACUUGAAGUCCUCGAAGUGCGGGUAGGGGAAUGAGAAGACGAUCCUCUUGAUGUCGCGGAUGGGCACCACUUGGUACUUCUUGCCCAGCGACUGGUAUGAGAAGGGCUCCACGGGGUACUCGAACACCGUCGGCCUGUCGUUGUUGACGAUAGGCGAAAACAUCUGGUCAAUACAGCACACGCACACGCUCUCUUCAGUGAAUGUAGGCCUUGGGUGGUGGCUGGCUAUUGGCUCGCUGACCUCCUGCACCCAUUUCUCGAGCUGCUCGACGUCGUCUCGGCCCACCACACAGAGCUUCAUGGCGUUGCCCGAAUAAUACGCCUCAUGGAACUGCUUCAGAGCAGCACGGACGUCACGGCCCUGGUCCACACACACAGAGAUAUACACACACCUUGCGUGGCAGGGUUUGUGGUGCAGGCCAGCUGACCUUAUGCGGCUCAUUUGAGAGUGUUUGGAGGUUGCCGGUGGCGAACUUUGAGAAGGGGUGUUUGGGGUGUGCCAUGGUCUUGGUGAGCAUCCACAGGCGGCGCUGGUCGGACUGGACGUUCUUGUAGAACUCGCUGUCCACCGCAUUCACCUCACGGUCUGUGGCGUCCUCGUUGAACAGCGGAGAUAUGAAGAACUGAGAGAACCUGCACAUACACACACACACACACACACAGAGAGAGAGAGAGACCAACCCAUCUUCGGACUGGUCCCUCAGCUGUGGCAUGGCGCAUACCUACCUGUCGAGGGCGCCGUGCAGGUGGUCGUAGGCCACCUUGAAGUAGUAGUUUGUGGUCUCGGUCCAUGUGACGGCGUUGCUGCGGCCGCCAUGGCGGUUGAGAUACCGCUUGUACUCGCCCUCGACAGGAAACUUCUCAGUCCCCAGAAACAACAUGUGCCUGCACACGCACACACACAUCCCAUGAGUGGCAGGGCAGAGUGCCUCUGACUGACGCCACGCCAGACCCCGGUCGCUCACUCGUGGAAGUGCGCCAGGCCCGCGAAUUCCUCGGGGUCUUGGAAGUGGCCGACCUUGACGUGCAGGGACGCAGCGGCCAUGUCUGCAGUGGGGUCGCUCACCAGCACGGCCUGCACCCCAUUGCCCAGCCAGAUGGUCCGAUAGGUCCGGUCGUCCACGUCCGCCUUGUCCAUGCCAUCCACUCGACGCACUAUCGCACCACCCGACUUGGCCUUGCCGCCCUCCUCCUCGCUGCCCACACUCGCGUCUGUGGCGAUGAGUCCCACAGCCCCGCCGCUGGCCGCCGCUGUCGUCAAGGCGAUGUGGCGGGCUCGAUGGUGCGGCCUCCCGAUGAAGCAGUGCCAUAGGCGACUGGUGAAGUUCUUGCCUUGCGGGAGUCGGCAGUACGCCAACGAGCGGAUGGUGCGACGGUAGGGGCUGUACGCUUGCGUCAGCACCACAUAGCACAGGAGCGGCUUCCACUGAUGAUGCAGAUCUGACAAGGGCGGGAGGCGCAUCGCGCGCUCAAAAACUCACCAGAUCUGCGCUGAUAGAUA